AUGUAUAACAAUUAGACAGUUCAGUUAGUAGGUCGAUUGAGUCCUAAAACAAAGAUAAAUUUGGAAUAAUAAAACUAACAUAAGCUUUCAAAUAAAAUGCUAGUUAAACACAUUAAUCCUGAUAUAGAACUUUUACCAAUGCUUGAUGACAUUAUACCAUGUAGUAUUAUUAUGAGUAUCAGUUAGUGAAAUUUUGAAUUAGAGAAAAAUGCUCUAAUCUGUAUAACCUAUACAAUAUUAUGAAGUACAAAGGCCUUCAAGAACUAUAUUUACAACAUAACCUAGAUCUCAUACAAAUAAGUCAUCAAGAUCUAUAAAGUCUAAUUCAACUCAUCGUGAUCAAAAAUCUAGAAUUUCUAAUCAAAAAUAUGAAUUGAUGAGUUGUUGUUCAUGUUCUUGUUGUGGAUGUAGUAGAAAAAGUUCAACAAGAUUUAAGAAAACUCCUACUCCCACUCCUAAAGUUAAAAGAUUUUAUUAAAAAAAUCCAUCAAAUAAUAGAUCUAAUAAAUCAAUAAGUAUUAUACUUAUACUAUAGUUUAGAAUAAUCUUCUAUUGCUAGUUCAGAAUCUAAAAAAAUAAUUGCAAAAUAAUAAAUUUUGAAUUCUUCCUUAUAAACUAAAUAGAAAUGUUAAUAUCAUCAUUAUGAACAUAGAUAAUCACAUUAAACUACUCAUUAAUCAAAUAAAAAAUUAAGACCUUCAAGUUCUGCCAUUAUAAAUCCUGAAACAGCUAGAAAAUAAAAACUCAAAGAAUAUUAAGCAAAAUAAAAAUAAUUACAAAAUUAAUAUAGUGCCAAAUAACUUAAACCAUAACCAAGAGAAUAUAGCUUAUAAAAAGUUGCUUGGAGAGCAGAUAUAUCUAAAGUAUAUAUACAUAUUUAAUCAUUAAGAUUGAAGAAGGUAAAUCAAGAAAAAGUAGAAUUGAAAAAAUUGUUUAAAUCUAAAAAGAUAUUUUAAAUAAAUCUUUAUCAAGACAUAGAAGUAUUUCCAAAUAAGAAUCUAAAAAAAUUUUACCUCCUCCAGAUCUUCAAAAAAUAAAACUUUUAGAUCAAAGAAAAAAAUUAAUGGAAAAAAAAGAUUCAAAAAUUAUUCAUGAUUAAAAAGAAACAUAAAGAUUAAAAUAAGUUCUUAAUUAAUUAAAAAAAUAAAAAUAAGAUGAAAAAGACUUAAAAACUAAAAAAAAUGCAUAAUUGUCUUAAUUAGAAAAAUAUUAAAAAGAAAAUAGAUUAUAGUGCAAAAAGAAAAAAUUUGAGCCUACAGAAUAAUAAAUUGAAUAAGCUUUUUAAAUUAUAUCAAAUGAUAAGAUAGAUAAUCAAUAAUAACUAUCAUGA
This is a messenger RNA of Paramecium sonneborni, 1330 nucleotides long. NCBI's taxonomy places the organism in Eukaryota, Ciliophora, Oligohymenophorea, Peniculida, Parameciidae. The record is from the annotation of a GenBank genome assembly.